Messenger RNA from Colletotrichum graminicola M1.001, 3192 nucleotides. Its product is annotated as kelch domain-containing protein. NCBI's taxonomy places the organism in Eukaryota, Fungi, Ascomycota, Sordariomycetes, Glomerellales, Glomerellaceae. The coding region runs from base 1 to 3192 and encodes 1063 amino acids. Gene Ontology annotation, molecular function: protein binding. Gene Ontology annotation, biological process: cell redox homeostasis. The record is from RefSeq and is a predicted model, not a curated record. Gene Ontology annotation, cellular component: mitochondrion; cytosol. The transcript has a single exon.
AUGUCUGGACCGGGACUAACCUCGAACCAGUCUUCUGCACAGAGCGAUCUAUCACGCUUUUCCGACUCGGAGCCAGAGCAAGAUAGAUCCCCUCCCGGAAAGUCUACCGCAGACAUCCUCUCAGGUGUCUAUCGUGGCUUCAAAAAAUUUGCUCCGAGCAGAGACGGCGAAUCGAGGAUCACGAGACAGCCGUCUCUUUCUCGACUGGGUCUGCGCAGCGUUUCCCCUAGCUUGACCUCAACCCCGUCUCCGCCUCCUUCCUCGACGCCUACCCCCGUCCCGAACUCGUCCAAGAACCGGCCGCUUCAGCAUGGGAGGAGUUUGAGUCUACAGAGUAGUCUUGCCAAACCCUUGCCCGAACCACCACCACUGAUCCCCUCGCCCACAGGGCUCGACGCCCCUCCUACCUCGCACUACAAUCUCGGAAACCUCGGUGCCAUAGACGAGGGCCCGGCCGAUGAUACAGACAGUCGCACCAGCACGAUGGAUUCCAGCAUCUCGACAGAACGAGCUCAGAUGUACGGAGGUGGGCCAGCGUAUAACGCUGAUAUGGCCAGCAGCCAGAGCAGCUUGGCAAGCUCUUCGAGACAAGAUGGGAAUGAGGAUAUGAGAGAGAACCCGAGCUUGACGCCGCGGAGUGGCGGUCCCUUGUCUGCCGGACCGUCUCCUUCCAGCCAAAACAGGACACCUGCCACGGCGGUCGGUACGCCGACCGCCUCCUCUUCGGCCCAUCUUUCCGGUCUUAUGUGCAAUGUCCACCGGACCACUGGUCGAGAGCCCCACCCGCUCGUUGGCGCCACAACCACCAUACUGGGCGACAAGCUCUAUGUCUUUGGCGGGAGAAUACUAUCACGGAGUCGCCCGGCUCCCCUGACCUCCGAUCUGUACGAGCUGGAUCUUAUUCGCAGGCAUUGGUCCAAGCUCGAAACUACAGGCGACAUACCGCCCCCUCGAUAUUUCCACUCCAUGUGUGCGCUGGGAGACACCAAGAUGGUGUGCUACGGAGGCAUGUCCCCGACGCCGAACCAGUCCGCCGCCGGUCCGGAUCAACAGCCCGAAGUCACGGUCAUGUCGGACAUUUACAUAUACGACAUUCCGUCCCGCAAAUGGACCUUCAUACCUACGCAGGAUCCGCCUCAAGGUCGCUACGCCCACUGCGCUUGUAUCCUGCCUUCGCCAGCCGCCUUUACAUCACACAAGGCACCAAUGUCGGCCUUGCAACAUAAUCCAUCAUCCGGCAACCCGAACGAGGGAAGGAUAGGAAUCAACAUUGACGGCACGGGCGGUGCUGAGAUGGUGGUGGUCGGCGGCCAAGAUGGCGCCAACCACUACAUCGAGCAGAUUAGCGUCUUCAACCUCCGUAGCCUCAAAUGGACGGCGAUCGAACCUCUCGACAAAAGCUGCGGCGCUUACCGAAGCGUGGUAGCGCCUUUGCCCCCGUCUGUGUCGGCACGGAUUGGCAAGUCCAAUGUAAACGGAUUCCAGCGAGAGGGCGGCAUCAGCCAGGAAGCCCGGGAACCCGGGUCCUCCAUGCUCAUCUACUCCAACUACAAUUUUCUGGAUGUCAAGCUCGAGCUACAAAUCAGGUCAUCGGACGGCACUCUCACUGAGAAGCCCAUGACGGGCUCCUACUCGCCCCCGGGAUUGCGGUUUCCCAAUGGCGGCGUCAUUGACACGUAUUUUGUGGUGAGCGGCACAUACCUCACGUCCUCGAAGCAGGAGUAUGCGCUAUGGGCUUUGGACCUCAAGACCCUGACUUGGUCCCGAAUCGACGCUGGAGGCGCGGUUUUCAGCCAGGGUAGUUGGAAUCGCGGUGUGCUGUGGAACCGCAGGAAUACGUUUGUUAUUCUCGGCAAUAGGAAACGAAGUCUCGUCGACGACUAUAAUCAUCGGCGUAUCAACUUUUCUAAUGUUUGCAUGGUCGAGCUGGAAGCCUUUGGGUUCUACGACAACCCGAGGAAGACGAGCCCGAUGUCUGGAUUCGUAUCGGCCAGUAGCCCGUACACCGGGCCCGGUCUUAGUCUGGCUAGAAAGGCCGGAACUACGGCGGGAGGGCGCGCCCAUUUGAGGGCCGCUGAAGAGUUGGGGGAGAAAGCGCUGGCCUUGCGGGAGAUAUGCGACAUGGAUAUUCUGUGCUUGCAUGGAGAGAGGAUUCCCAUCAAUUCGCGGAUGGUGGCACGUCGAUGGGGGCCUUACUUUGUCCAGCUGCUGCGGGAGGGAACGGCGACUCAAGACGGCAGCGACGCUAUGACGUUGCGGUCUGGUUCUGGGGUCAGCAACCCCGUCAGAAAUUCCACUCUGACCAUCACACCAGCCCGCAAUACCGUAGAGAGCUCGAGCUCCAUGACGAGCGCCACCCUGUCGUCCGGCUCGUCGUCCAAAACCCCGAGUACGGCUCCGACCAGUGCCUCGGCAGCCUCUUUCUCGAUCCCGGGCUCCGGUGGCGGCGUCGACGCAACCACGGUCAACUCGGCCCCGACACCAAGGUCUCUGCCUCCCAACUCGCGACCUCGCUGCCUGUACCUCCCGCACACCUAUCUCACCGUACAGGCGCUUCUUCAUUUCCUUUACACGUCCUCGCUGCCGCCCCCGUCAUCGCCCCUGUGCACGGCCCCUAUCUUGUGCUCGCUGCUCCAAAUCGCCCGGCCAUAUCGGGUCGACGGCCUCCUCGAAGCGGUGGUCGAGCGCCUGCACGCUCUUUUGGACUCGAGAAACGCAGCCGCCGUGUUCAACGCAACUGCAAUGGCUGCUGGUGGCGGCCGUGGCAUCGACGGCUCUUUGAACCCCAACUACUUCGUACCCCUGGACGCCAUGGGCUCGCCCAUGUUCCUCUCGGAUGGGUCUCAGAAUGGCGGCAGCAGUGCAGACCUGCAAGGCCUCUCAUCCCGCAAAGCCGCACUACGCAUCAAUACCUCCAUGUCUUCGGGCCGGCCUUCCAGCGACGAACUGAGCGCCACAACGAGCGUCAGCGGAUCUGAAUGGAGUUCAGAAAUCGGCGAUUCGGAGCGCGGGGGCAUGCGCGAAAUCUGGGGCGGCGAGCUCAGCUCCGUGAUUGGCUUGCAAAAGAGGGGCUUGCGGGGUCUCAUGGAAGGCAGGAGAAUGCGUGAGCGUACCGGGACGAACUCGGGCAAUGGCAUGGGUUCGUACAGUGGUGGACAAGGCCGAGUGGGGCUUGGGAUCGCCAGCUCAUGA